CAAAGGUCAUUGCACAUACCAAGCUGGCUGAGAUCUUUUGGCCAGCAGUAUGGGGCGGCUUGAUGGGAAAGUAAUACUUCUGUCUGCUGCAGCACAAGGGAUUGGAAAAGCCACUGCUAUCGCUUUUGCUAAAGAAGGAGCCAAAGUCAUUGCUACAGACAUCAAUAAGACUAAGCUGCAAGAACUGGAGAAGUAUCCAGGCAUUCAAAUACGGGUUCUGGAUGUCACCAAAAAGCAAGAGAUAGAAGAGCUGGCAGAGGAAAUUGAAAGGAUAGAUGUCCUCUGUAAUAUUGCAGGGUUUGUUCAUCAUGGGACCAUUCUGGAUUGUGAAGAACAAGACUGGAACUUUACUAUGAACCUCAAUGUUCGCAGCAUGUAUCUAAUGAUCAAGACAUUCCUUCCUAAAAUGAUUAAACAGAAAUCUGGAAAUAUUAUAAAUAUGUCUUCUGUGGCAUCCAGCAUUAAAGGAGUUGUGAACAGAUGUGUAUACAGUACUUCCAAGGCAGCAGUUAUUGGUCUAACAAAGUCUGUGGCUGCUGAUUUCAUUGAACAAGGGAUCAGAUGCAACUGUGUAUGUCCUGGUACUGUUGACACACCAUCUUUACAGCAAAGAAUCAAAGCCCAGCCUAACCCAGAUCAGGCACUGAAAGAUUUCCUAGCCAGACAGAGGAUUGGCAGGAUGGCUACUGCUGAAGAAGUGGCCCAUCUCUUUGUGUACUUGGCUUCUGAGGAAUCUGCCUACAUGACCGGCAAUGAAGUUGUCAUUGAUGGAGGAUGGAGCUUGUGAUCAACUCUACCUGCAGAUGGAAAUCCAUACAAUGAAAGGCAAAAAUAGCACAAUGAAGCUUUGAUUUAUGAAUCGGAAACUGUCAUGGUAUGGAAUCAUACUGAGAAGAAGAAAAAAAAAAAAAGCAUGACCCAAAGACCUAAGGCAAUGAAUAAUCUGAAUUCCAGAACUAUCUGUUACACCAACAGUUAAAAUUGACAUGAAUGACAUGGACUGAAUUCCUAUAAAUAUGGCUUUUUGUUUGAGAAUGAAGCUAUAUGCCAUUUCUUUUUUUCAUAUCUAUGAAAAAUAUGUAUGAAACUCAUAAAUAUAGGGGAAGAAUUAAGAGAUAAAUGCUACUGAGUAUUAUUGGUCAUUAAAAAGUGGGAAAAACAUGUACUCGUUUUUGUAACAGUGACACGUUUUUAAAUGACUGGAGUUCUUCAGUGUUUGGUAAGGCAUUAAUAGAAAUUAUUUUAUUUCAAAGAUAAAGAACAUACCUGGUUCAAAUCAGCCUUUGUACAAUCAGUCAGUUUGUACAACUUGUUUGUGUUUGCUUACAGAUUUAAAAUGAGAAGUAUUGUGGAGCCUGCUUCCUCAGACUGGUUAUGGACUUUAGCUCUUACCUUUAAUUGUAGUGGGAAUGUUCCAAUCCUGUGUAGUUUGUCUGUGGGAUUUUGAGUUACGCUUUCUGGCAUUUCAUUCAGGUGACCUCAGCAGCCAAGCAGGAUGAAGUUGGAACAAAAAUCCUAAGUUAUCCAAAACAGCUCCACCACUACUCACUGAUGUAAAGUCAAAUGUUGAAAGUUGAGGCCAACAGGAUUCUGUUUCGGUGUUUGCAGAGGUUAAGGUGAAGGCCAAAGUCCUCCUUCUGUAGAUGGUAUAAAGGGCUUACCUUGGGAAGGGGAUCUCCACACUUGUAGCAAUGCAGGAAGUUUAUGCUAUUUUGAAAAUGAAAAUUCUCUCAAAUUCAUCAUUAUAAAUUACUUAUUGCAUAAAGAACUUUAAUAGGUAAUAUUUCUAAGCUGAUUGGUGAAUGUAAUACACUGGCACUACUCAAAUAUUGUUUAGACAAAACACUCCUGCAACAGAAGGAGAUAGCAUCCACUUUCUACAUUGCACUGAAAGCACAGAUACAGGCAUUUUUUCAGUGGAGCUGGUUGUCAAAAACAAAAACAGCAAUAACCACACCAACAGUGAUUGCUGUCUCUUGCCUCCUUAACUGUGUGCGUGUGUUGCAGGGUUGUGUUAACAGCCAAAAGUCUGAAGUGUGCCUCUACACAUCAAGUGUUUUCAAGCUUACUGGCAUUAUUAAAAGAUAAUCCUUUCUAA
Messenger RNA from Lagopus leucura (white-tailed ptarmigan), 2098 nucleotides. It is a transcript of the gene BDH2, whose product is annotated as 3-hydroxybutyrate dehydrogenase 2. Gene Ontology annotation, molecular function: 3-hydroxybutyrate dehydrogenase activity. The record is from RefSeq and is a predicted model, not a curated record. Gene Ontology annotation, biological process: siderophore biosynthetic process. The coding region runs from base 50 to 787 and encodes 245 amino acids. Lineage: Eukaryota; Metazoa; Chordata; Aves; Galliformes; Phasianidae. The transcript has 11 exons. Gene Ontology annotation, cellular component: cytoplasm.